This is a messenger RNA of Biomphalaria glabrata, 3604 nucleotides long. Its product is annotated as forkhead box protein G1-like. NCBI's taxonomy places the organism in Eukaryota, Metazoa, Mollusca, Gastropoda, Planorbidae. Gene Ontology annotation, molecular function: DNA-binding transcription factor activity, RNA polymerase II-specific; RNA polymerase II cis-regulatory region sequence-specific DNA binding. The coding region runs from base 433 to 1872 and encodes 479 amino acids. Gene Ontology annotation, biological process: anatomical structure morphogenesis; cell differentiation; regulation of transcription by RNA polymerase II. The record is from RefSeq and is a predicted model, not a curated record. The transcript is spliced from 4 exons.
UCGUCAGUUUGGUUCUAGUUGUCUUCUCCUGGUCUGUCAUACGUACUAACACACAGGAGUUCUCAUGGCUAGACAUUAACUGUUGGACCCAUAGUCAGUUUACAUUCCGGACACAGAUAUGGCCAAUUGUCAAGACUUGUGUGUUCACAUGGUUGGAUAACUGACCAGAAGUUUAGUAAAUUUACAAACGUUAACGCAAGUAUACAUUUGUAGGGCUGUUUGUUCAUCUUUUGAUGCUGUUUUAACAUCGCUGGCCGUGAGCAAAGAGAACCCUGAGGAAAAACAUUGCCAGAAUUUCAGAUGAGCCAAAGCCAGACGUCGCAAGUCUCAGUUGCCAGGGGGUCAAGAUUUUGAUUUGCGCAUCCGGCGCACUCAUCCUUGACGAAACCGCGAAAACAACAGAUCGAGCAGGACGUAACUGCUCAAGGAAUCAUGCAGUCUCAUCAUUUUGAAGCAGGAGCUUACCCCGGAGCAAUAUAUGGAGCGGCGCCGGGAUUUGAGCCCGGGAACAUCAAGCUUCAUCAUUCGUCCUACGCUGGGGACACGGAAGCCGGAUGCUACUCUAAUCACGGAGGAGGUGCCAUCCAGCCUGUGCACGGAUACAACUGCCGCGAUCCUCCGGCGUAUCCGGAAACAUCAUUUUUCCACACCGGCUUCAUGCCCAGUUUUGGAAACUCCAAUUAUUACAAAAUGCCGAACCGGCAGGGAGACAUUAACGAUUACAGCAAUUCUAGAAUCUUGCCCAGAUCUCAAGAUAAUUUUUUACUGAAGCCUCAGGAGAAUCACAGUGGCUCGCCCAACAGCUACGAACAUCUAAGCCAUCACCAAUUAAUGCACCACCAGCAACAGCAGCAGCAUCAGGCGAUGCAGCCCAUUUACGAUGACGCCCCACAAAAUGUGGAUGGAAGCAAGUGCCUCCCAGAGAGUUCCGUCUACGGAAACGGGCUGGUCAAGAUGGAGCCAAUGUCAUCGCACGUCGACUACACAAAAUCUCUGUCGUCGUCCACGACUUUAGCCUCGUCCGUCACGUCGUGCCACCAUCCCGUCGACAUGAAAUCUACGAUUUUAACCAACGCCUCGGACCAAACGACCAAGUUCGAAGACGGUCGAAAUGAAGAAGCGAUGGGCAGCAUGGAUACCCAGCAGGACAAAUGCCCUCUGAAGGAGGAACCUUUAAAAAGCAGCGAAGAGGCAACUGGAGAGGCAAAGCCAACAAUGUCCUACAUUGCCCUUAUAGCUAAAGCCAUCCUCGAGUCGGAGCAGAGGCGGUUGAACUUAGGCUCGAUUUACAAUUGGAUUGAGAAACACUAUCCCUUCUAUAAAAACAAAGGUCAAGGAUGGAGGAACAGCGUCCGUCAUAAUCUGAGCUUAAAUGACUGCUUCAUAAAGGCUGGACGAUGUGAGGACGGGAAGGGCAACUAUUGGGCCAUCCAUCCGGCCAACAUCCAGGACUUUAUGCGCGGAGACUUCCGUCAGAGGCGGCGCUCCAGAAGACGUGGGAGGAAGAAGGAGUGCGACAUUAGCAUGUACCACAUGCCCAACACGUACCUACAGUCAACGGCGGCGCCUCUUGGGUCGGGCAUGGCCUUUAACCCAGCGGCACUCAGUUCGCUGUACUCACCGUACACAGAGGCGGAGAGGCGGGCCUACAGACUUGACGAGGCGCUCCUCAGACAGAGCAUGGGCAACCCGUUCGUCAAGUGGUACCCACCCGGGGUGUCCAGCCCCACGUACGCCGGGUCCACCUCACCGCCUGCUUGUGGUUCAGGGAUGUACACCACCAACGCCACAGGCACCCAGUGGACGCAGUCGUACAACGACACGUCAUCACAGCCCAUGUACCCGCCCUUGAAUACGACCUUCACCAGGUAGAACAGGUCUAGUGAUGUAGACUCUCAGCACUCACACGAAUUCCUUUGUCGUUCUUUGCCACUCUGGUCAAUCUAGAGGGCGUAGCUGUAAUGGAUUAGUCUAUAACGACGAAUGAUAUAAUGAACUAAAGAAGGCGCAGAAUGUGUCAGAAAGAUUUGAGUAUUUCUCUCAACUGUAGGAUGGAUUGAUCCGCAAAAACACAAUCGCACAAAGCUGAUGCUGAUUCAAAGCUGGUAGAUUGCAUAAACGAACAGAAAUACGAGUUUUUAAAGGUAUAGAAUAAACUACAACUCUUGACAUUAUAAAAUAGAUCCACGGUGUAGCUUCAUGCUUGUAGCUUUAAAAAUCUCCAAAUAAUAGAUUGGAAAUGUUUUAUAGACAUGUAUUUAUAAUCUCUGCAUUAACUAGAAAAAAUAUUCAAAAUCAAUCAAACCAAUAAAGUGUCAAACUUUUAGCAGUCGAUAACUCUAAAUUACCGCUGUUGAUAGCUUCAGGCUCAUGGGAGCAGACGGCUAAAUGCAACAAUUUGCUUGUUCAAUCAUUUCGUAAUAUCGGGAUCAGAGUCUUUUUUCUGGCGGAUGUCCUUCAAGUUUAAUCAUUAAUUCCUUAAUUGACCUCCAGAUGUCCACUCUCUGGUAUCACUUCCGGAGUAAAUGGCCACUCCACUUCUCACUCCAGAUUUAAUCAAUGGAACUCUUCAGAGUCAGGAGUUAACAGAAAAGCUCAAACUCGGCGUUGUUUCAGUUCCAAGUUUUAUUUGAGAAAAUGACAUCUUCAACGUAAACUUAACGUGUCAAUGGACACCAACAAAAAUGCUGUAACCUCAGAUCUGUAUUUGUAUAUUUAAUAUUGUUAGUCCGCUAGGACACACUUUGUAUAUAUUUAAUUAACUCUUUAAGUUUUGUUGUAGAUUUUUUUUUAUGAAGUAAACUUUUAGUGCUAAUGUAAUGCCAUAUAGUGAUUGUAAUUAAAUAAAUAAAAAUUAUUGUAAUGUAAUGGAUGUACUGUAAUGAAUGCAAUGUAUUGAAAGCAAUAAAUUUAAUAAGUGUAAUGAAUGCAAUGUAAUGGAUAAUGUAUAAUGAAUGUAAUGAAUAUGUGUACUUAAUGUUAUGAAUGUAAUGUAAUGAAUGCAAAGAAUGUAAUAUAAUGAAUGUAAUGUAAUGUAAUGAACAGGCUGUUUCCAGAGAUGUUAAAAAAAAAAACCGCUGUUUAAAAACACGAACUUUAAUUCUGCCGACUGCUUUGAAGACAGGCGGGUGGGAGUUGGGUGGGGCUUUGUCCAGAGUCCAGACCCUCCUUACCUUGAAGACAUAAUAGAAUGCCAAGUAUGCCCUGAUCAGGGAACAUGCCUUUGAAAGAGCGGGCUGAUAUCAUACAUGACCAUAUGAUGGUGGCCUGGUCGUGUAUUCUACGCUCUUCGGUCUGUGUUCACGAUAGGUUUGGGUUUGAACACCCUUCCUGUAGGAAGUUUGAGCCAGGACGUAAUACUCUGAAAUAAACGCCUAAAACUUGUCAAGUUGGACUUUUAUGUUGACUAAAUUCUCCCCUUUUUUUAAGAACAGUUCGAGCCUGGUAAAGAGAAUAAAAUGGAUUAUGAACAAAUUAUAAUGAUACUAAUCAGCAAUCUGGUUGGAGAGUAUUCAAUGACAGUUUGUUGGUUGCACGAGGCUUGACGCCCACAUACUUUUGUAUAUAGCUAAAGAUGCCAUUUUAAAUAAAUGCAAUACAAUGA